Molecule: messenger RNA, 2434 nt
Organism: Polypterus senegalus (gray bichir)
Lineage: Eukaryota; Metazoa; Chordata; Cladistia; Polypteriformes; Polypteridae
Product: zinc finger protein 845-like
Exons: 3
Coding region: 120-1712 (530 amino acids)
Cellular component (GO): nucleus
Source: RefSeq, a predicted model, not a curated record
AGAUUCGACCCCAAUUCCUCCUGACCCCGGAAGCCCACAAAAUCAACCGUCUUUUACAGGAAGUGGACCGUGUCAAUAGAAAACAGAAAAGCGACAUUGAGCGGAUUUUGAAGCGUUUCAUGACACAGGUGACCGGGCCCAAAACACAGACGAUGGCUUGCGGCUUGUCCUCGGGUUUCUUUAAAGAGCAGCUUACUGCCAGCGUGGAGAGAGAAGCAAGGGCGACCGCGCACGGUAUGCUGAAGAAAUUCUCCAAGUUUGUGGAUGGUUGCUUUUCUGUUUUCCAAGCGAAACUGGAAGACCACCAGAAUCAGGUUAUAAAGAUGAGAGCCGAAGCCGAGAACUAUUUUGUCCUCUUAGUCGAAGAAGCGGUAAAAGCGGCGGCAGAGAUUGUUGCCACAGAGCUUGUGGGUUUCUUUGACAAACGCGUUGCCGAUUUCCAGCUGGAAAUGUCUGUAAAGGAUAAAGAGAUUGAGUGCUUAAAGCUGCAGCUGGAGAUUUCCCAAUGCGAAGUGAGUGCGAUGCGUGGACACCAGAAUUUGGCAGGCGGCAUGAUGACGGCGUGGGCAGCGAGCGAUACAGCCAGAGGGGAGGUAGCAGUUGGUAUUAAAAGUGUACCUCAUAUGGAAAGCAUUGGCAAGGAAGAUGGGAUAUUUAGUCAGUUGGCCUGUGUGUCUCAACUGGGAGGACAAACUCUGACUUUCCAUGAAAAUGAAAAUGGGUUCUCUCGGCAGAUCUCAAGCUGCAACGAGAAAGAGGGAUCCAAAAUAGAGCAGAAAACCACCCACAUCAAAGUGAAUGAUUCUAAUAAAAGUGAACCUCAUGAUCCAGCUUGUGAUCUUGUUAAAGAAGAAAAUUGCAGGACGGGCUUUGCUUACAUUAAAAAGGAGGCUUGUGAGCAGAUGUAUGUCCAAAUUAAACAAGAGGUCUGUGAGGAGGACUGUGUAUACGGCCACACAUCCGAGAAUGAAAGAGUGCAAGUCCACAAACCAGAAUCUGCAUCUGAAUGUCCCUUUCCUGACGUUAAAGAGGGUGCAAAUGUUACUCACGGUCCCCAUCAGCUGUCAUCUGUAGACUUUGAAAGCCACAGAUCCAAGUCACUGCAGUGGGAAAGUGAAAGAUCUGAGGAAGAAGCUCCAUCAACUGUCAGCCAGCUGCCAACAACAGUUGAAAUACCACAGUGGAUCCAGACAACAUUUGCUCUGCAUCAUUGUCUUAUAUGUGGGAAGACAUUCAAACAAAAAAGUUACCUAGAGAGACACCAGCGGAUUCAUAAUGGAGAGAAGCCAUUUCAUUGUACGGAAUGUUGGAAGGGUUUCACAUUGAAAUGUAAACUUGAAAAGCACCAGAGAAUCCACACUCAGGAAAAUCCGUACAUCUGCACAGAAUGUGGGAAGGCAUUUAUGAAAAAAAGUAACCUUCAACGACAUCUGCGAAUUCAUACCGGAGAGAAGCCCUACAGCUGCACAAAAUGUGGAAAACGGUUCAUCCAGAAAAGUCACCUCCAGAAACAUGAAGGAAUUCAUGCUGGGGAGAAGCAAUAUGCUACCUCGGAAACGACAGCAGGACCUGUCCAUCUUCCUUCUUUGCCGACAUUGACCGCACCUGCAACAUCUUCACUGCCUGCCACCUGGACUCCUGCUGCUCCAGCUACAUCAACGGUGGUAUUUUUUCCGGGGCCACUGACGGUUUGUAGUGUUCAAAAAUCAUAGCAGCAGCCAGCUCCUGCACUCCAAAAAUGAGUGGCAUAUAUUUGUCUGCUAAAGAACAAGUCGCAAUUGGCUGAGCUUGUAUGUAAUGGCAACUUGUCUUUGCACCAACAUAUUCAAUCGAUGUUGUGCUGCUAUGAGUAAUGGUGGUUUUCCACUGAAUUUUGGGUAAGAUCUACCAGGUCAAUGAACAUAGAUUUAGACCAAGGUGAGGACACACCACAGUUGAAAGCAAUGUACAAAAGGACAGGUAGAAGAGCAUGCUUUUUAAAGGCACCAUGAUGUCAGUGAUAAGCAAGUCAGUAUCAGUUAAGAUAAAUACAUCAUGUCACAAGGGCUAUAUAGCACAAGAAGCAUGACGAAAACAAUGUGGACUUGUUGCUUCAUGCAACAAUAAAUGAAUCAGAAACAGUAAGAGGAAAACAGGUAAGCAACCUCCACACCGAUCUGCAGCGUAUAGUUCUUUUGGGCAGGAUUGUGGUAGACUGUUAUACCCACAUCACACACGCCAACUUGUCCUAAAAGAUUAUUACGUAUGGGAUGAUAGUCUUUUUUGGCAUUCUUCUGCCAUCAUUUUAUCUUCUUUCUUCAGCUCCGCUAAAUUACUCAGUAAAUAAAGUAUAACGAUAGGGUUAAAGUUUAAGAUUUUGCUCCUGUUUUCUUGCUUUCCUCUUAGAUACACAAUAUGUUGUAUUUGUCAAAGCAGUGAGCUUUGUGUCGUCUUG